UCUGGCCCGGAGGUGGGAAAGUGGAGCGCAGCGGGUCCGAGGCACAGACCUCUCGCGUCGAGGCUCCUCCGGCUGGUCCUUCCUGCCUGCGGCGGUCGCUGCUGCAGCAGCGUCAACUCCCACCAAGAACUGGAUCUUUUUGCUCAGCCUACAAGAACUGAAACUCUUACAGCACCCUCCUCCCCCAUUAGGAGUCUUUUCCCUCUGGUUUCCCCUCCCCCGCCCCAGCCCCUCCUUCCCCCGUUGGAGAAUUUCAUGCUUCUGUUAGCACCUUUUCAUAAUCCAGGGGACGUGACAGUCCAGAGCUCCAACUGCCUCAGCUGAAUUCUACUUUUGAUUUUAUUUCUCCCUCGCUUCCUCUUGUUUUCCUCUAAUCUGAUUCAUCUGCGAAUCUGACGCUUCUGCCAGAGGGAGCGAGGAAUAAAUAGAUGCUGCUGCCCCAGAAGGCUUAGACGUCGGGAAAGAACAGCCAGAGAGGCAGGGGCGGCGGCGGCCGGAGGUCGGCGGAGCUCGUGGGACCCCAUUGGGGGAAUUUGAUCCAAGGAAAGAAACUGAGAUCGUCGGGGGAGGAGAAGCUCCCAGAUCAUUGUGUCCACUUCCAGGGGGGAAGAGGGGACCGCGAAGCGGGCCUGUCGGCGUCCUCGGCACUGCUGAACCCUGCCCCGUCCUGCCGGCAUCAUGGUCUGCGGCGGUCCAGGAGGGAUGCUGCUGCUGCGGGCCGGGCUGCUCGCCCUGGCUGCGCUCUGUCCGCUCUGGGUGCCCGGAGCACGAGCUGCAGCCUGCGAGCCCGUGCGCAUCCCCCUGUGCAAGUCCCUGCCCUGGAACAUGACCAAGAUGCCCAACCACCUGCACCACAGCACCCAGGCUAACGCCAUCCUGGCCAUUGAGCAGUUCGAAGGUCUGCUGGGCACCCAGUGCAGCCCGGAUCUGCUCUUCUUCCUCUGUGCCAUGUAUGCGCCCAUCUGCACCAUUGACUUCCAGCACGAGCCCAUCAAGCCCUGCAAGUCUGUGUGCGAGCGGGCCCGGCAGGGCUGCGAGCCCAUCCUCAUCAAGUACCGCCACUCGUGGCCCGAGAGUCUGGCCUGCGAGGAGCUGCCUGUUUAUGACCGUGGCGUGUGCAUCUCUCCCGAGGCCAUCGUUACCGCGGACGGAGCGGAUUUUCCUAUGGAUUCUAGUAAUGGAAACUGUAGAGGGGCCAGUGAACGCUGCAAGUGUAAGCCUAUUAGAGCUACACAGAAGACCUAUUUCCGAAACAAUUACAACUAUGUCAUUCGGGCUAAAGUUAAAGAAGUAAAGACCAAGUGCCAUGAUGUGACUGUAGUAGUUGAGGUGAAGGAGAUUCUAAAAGCUUCUCUGGUAAACAUUCCAAGGGAAAACGUUAACCUUUACACCAGCUCUGGCUGCCUGUGUCCUCCACUUAAUGUUAAUGAGGAGUAUAUCAUCAUGGGCUAUGAAGAUGAGGAACGCUCCAGAUUACUGUUGGUGGAAGGUUCUAUUGCUGAGAAAUGGAAGGAUCGACUUGGUAAAAAAGUUAAGCGCUGGGAUAUGAAGCUCCGCCAUCUUGGACUCAAUAAAAGCGAUUCAAGCCAUAGUGAUUCCACUCAGAGUCAGAAGUCUGGCAAGAGCUCCAAUCCCCGGCAAGCACGCAACUAAAUCUUGAAAUGCAGAAAGAACACCAGUGGACUUCCUAUUAAGACUUGCAUUGCUGGACUAGCAAAGGAAAAUUGCACUAUUGCACGUCAUAUUCUAUUUUUUACCACAAAAAUCAUGUGGUAACUGAUAUUACUUCUAUUUUCUCUUUCAUUUUCUGUUUUUCUCUUCCCUCUUUCUUUUUUCUUUAUUGUGUUCUGAGUGCAGCUCCUUAAAUAUAUGUAUUCUGUUUCACUAAUCCUGGGAAAACUAUUCUCUGCAAUAAUAAUAAAUUAAACAUGUUGAUACCAGGGCCUUUUUGCUGGAGUAAAUGUUAAUAUGCUGUUCUGCACCCAGAUUGGGAAUGCAAUAUUGGAUGCAAAGAGAGAUUUCUGGUAUACACAGAGAGCUAGAUAUGCUGUGAAACUUAGUCUGCUCAUCUAAUUACAGCCUCAUUUUCACAUGCCUUUUGGGCAUUCUCCUCAUGCUUAAAAGUUCUGAAUGUUUAUAAAGGUAAAAUGGCAGUUUGAAAUCAAAUGCCACACAGGCAAAGCAAUCAAGCACCAGGAACCAUUUAUGAGGAAACGACACACAAGAUAAAUUAUUUGCAAGAUUGGCAGGAAGCAAAAUAAAUAGUGCUAGGAGCUGGGGAAGGAACAUUUUGCCUGAUUGAGAAGCACAACUGAAACCAGUAGCUGUUGGGGUGUUAACAGUAGCAUUUUUCUUUUGACAAUACAUUUGGUUUGUUUGUGAAUAUAUUAAUCAGCAUUAGGGAAGUGAAUUGUAACUAGACAUCUGCUGUUAUCAGCGUACCUCUGUUAAGUUUGCUUCCCUUUAAAUAAACCCAUUGGUGUAA
Messenger RNA from Lynx canadensis (Canada lynx), 2485 nucleotides. RefSeq names its product frizzled related protein (gene FRZB). Gene Ontology annotation, molecular function: Wnt-protein binding. The record is from RefSeq and is a predicted model, not a curated record. Gene Ontology annotation, cellular component: cytoplasm. Bases 679 to 1653 code for a protein of 324 amino acids. Gene Ontology annotation, biological process: non-canonical Wnt signaling pathway; canonical Wnt signaling pathway. The transcript has 6 exons. Lineage: Eukaryota; Metazoa; Chordata; Mammalia; Carnivora; Felidae.